CUUGGCGCGUCUGUUUGUUUGUACUUUGAAUUUUUGUACCGUGUGUAAAAGAGAUCAAGAAUGGAUGAGAUGAGUGAAAGAAAAAAAAAGGAAAAAGUUUGAUGAGCAAGACCGGUUGGGAUGUUAAACAUGGAGAAGACGAAAAGAGGAGAGGUAACGAGGAAUGGCAACAGGAUAUUACGAAUUAUUGGUGUAUUGCGAGUUGAUUAGUGGGGACGAAAUACCCCCCCGGAUUCCUGCAAAGGAAAAAAAAAAAAACCCCCUAAUUUGCAAGAACGAUAGGAAGGGAGGUAGGAGAUUUUUUUUUUCCUUUGAAAAGGGGGACCCCACGGAGUUUUUAUACACGUAAAAGACGAGAGACGGUUAAAGGGUGGGGAGGGGGAAAGGGUUGGACUUGGGGGUAUUCGGACGUGAGCGGGAGAAAGGGGAAAAAAACGAAACAAAAAAAACGUAUUACAUUAUAUAGAAUAGGAAUGAAGAAAACAAAGGAUGCACAGGCAAAGUUUGGGCGGGAGGGCGGAAAUAUGUGACAAUUGGAAAAGGGGGGGGGGGAGGAUGAUAAAGGGAAACGACUAGCGGUUGCGUUGGUAUCGUUUGAUGCGAGCAAAAAAAAAUUGAGGUCUUUUGAGGGGGAGGGGGAGGUAUUCCGAGAUGGGAGGACACACGACCGUGCGAGCGCCGAGUCAAA
Messenger RNA from Cantharellus anzutake, 688 nucleotides. RefSeq lists its product as uncharacterized. Lineage: Eukaryota; Fungi; Basidiomycota; Agaricomycetes; Cantharellales; Hydnaceae. The transcript is spliced from 2 exons. The annotation marks the transcript as partial. The record is from RefSeq and is a predicted model, not a curated record.